AUGUUGAUUGCGAACGCUGGUGACUCCAGAGCGGUGUUGGGGAAACGUGGCAGAGCUAUUGAGCUAUCAAAGGACCACAAGCCCAACUGUACUUCUGAGCGGCUACGUAUUGAGAAGCUUGGUGGUGUUAUCUAUGAUGGUUAUCUUAACGGGCAGCUCUCUGUGGCUCGAGCUUUAGGAGAUUGGCACAUUAAGGGAGCUAAAGGUUCACUCUGUCCGCUUAGCUGUGAGCCUGAGCUGGAGGAGAUUGUGCUGACUGAGGAGGAUGAGUUUCUUAUAAUGGGAUGUGAUGGACUCUGGGAUGUGAUGAGCAGCCAGUGUGCUGUGACAAUGGUUAGGAGGGAGCUGAUGCAGCAUAAUGAUCCUGAGAAAUCCUCUCAAGCUCAGGUCAAGGAGGCACUUCAACGCAACAGCUGUGAUAAUCUUACUGUAGUGGUUGUCUGUUUCUCUCUGGAACCGCCUCCUCGGAUUGAGAUCCCUAAGUCGCAUAAGAGGAGGAGCAUCUCUGCAGAGGGAUUGGAUCUCCUCAAAGGCGUUUUGAACGAGUUGUGAAGGAAACUGAGCAAGUUGAGAGAAAAGGUAAGAAGAGAGUUGCUUUAUUCUUUUUUUUUGUUUCCUCUUUUGAUAGGAAACGUCAGAGAUUAGAGGUUGUGUGCUUUUUUUUUCUCUGGUUUUUCCAAGUUUUGAUUGAUUCCAUUAUUCUUUUUGUAAGGAAUUUGACCCAUUUUUUAUACUGUAGAUCUUACCAUAUUUAAAUGA
This is a messenger RNA of Camelina sativa (false flax), 759 nucleotides long. NCBI's taxonomy places the organism in Eukaryota, Viridiplantae, Streptophyta, Magnoliopsida, Brassicales, Brassicaceae. The record is from RefSeq and is a predicted model, not a curated record.